UUUUGACACAGCGAUAAUUGAUGAUUCAGGCAAAGUUUUUUUAUACUCUCUGCAUUGUGGUCUUUGUGCUCUGUAUGGCAAAACAUUUUCUCACCAGAUGCUGAGGAAUACCUGUACAACUACAGCGAUCAGGAAGAUGAGAGGUUUGACGAGGAGAUUCAGCAGCAGGAGAAUCCAAUCUAUGGGAAUAUAUGUACAAACCCAGACGAGCCGGACCCUGAUCAGGAGCCAGAGGCAGUAAAUGAGAUGUGCUACGAACAGAUGACGGCCCACCGCACAAAACACAAGCCCCCAGAUGUCUCAUAUGCCUCGCUGGACUUGAGAGUGGCCAAGAAGCACAAGAAGAAACGGAAGUACGAGAGGAACCAGGCCGCUGGUGGCAGCAGCCAGACCUACCAGGGAGAGCCGCCCCAUGGAGAGGCUUCGUCCCCGGGCAGCCUGGCCGUGGAGGAGGCGGAGGAGCAGCCAGCUCUACCCUCGCGCAACAGUAGCCUGAACAUGUCCCGCCACAGCAUCUAUCUCAACAGCCAGCAGCUGGCCCAAGAGACACAGGAGAUGGAGAGGGAGAGGGAGAAUGAGUGGGGGACGGAGAGAGGGGCCGGGAGGGAAAGGGAAAGGGAGAGAGGGAUUGAGAGAGAAAUGGAA
This is a messenger RNA of Engraulis encrasicolus (European anchovy), 645 nucleotides long. RefSeq lists its product as uncharacterized. NCBI's taxonomy places the organism in Eukaryota, Metazoa, Chordata, Actinopteri, Clupeiformes, Engraulidae. The transcript has 4 exons. The record is from RefSeq and is a predicted model, not a curated record. The annotation marks the transcript as partial.